Molecule: messenger RNA, 3170 nt
Organism: Hylaeus volcanicus
Lineage: Eukaryota; Metazoa; Arthropoda; Insecta; Hymenoptera; Colletidae
Exons: 3
Coding region: 257-2767 (836 amino acids)
Source: RefSeq, a predicted model, not a curated record
UUUACAUAAUUUCUACGCCGAUUACGUGCGAUUUUCUACGUUGUUUGUCAUUGUUUGUAUUCUGUUUGUCAAACGUAUACAAUUACAAUACACGCUGUAUUUUCGCAUCUUUAUUGUUGAAUUGUAAUUGAUUCAUACAAGAAAAGAGAAAGUAGAAUACGUGAUUCACAUUAAAUCGUAGAUGAAUCGUUUAACUAACAAUACUGUGCCACUAUUUUGAUGCUUUCGUCGAAAUUUAAAUACACCUCAUGGAGAUAUGCCUCCUUGUUUAAGAAGAAAACAAACCUCAUCAGUUGCAAAUUCACAACAGUCACAAUCAAGGAGUAGUGCAUCACAUUUAAGAGAUACAAAAUCUGUUACCAACAAAGAUUCAAAGGAAAAUGCCUCUUCUAAAGUACGAAAUACCCGAUCAGCAAUUUUGUCAAGAAAUACAAUGGCUGAGAAGGAGGUUGGUAUUUCAACGGAAGCAGUAAAACCUGUUACUAAAAAAGAAGAUCAAACUAUUGUAAAACGUAAAAACUUAAGAAAAGGUACUGGCCAGGAAGUACCUGCAAAAAUAAAAAAUGUUGCACCACGUAAUGUUUCGAAUACACGUAAGAAUCAAACAAAAAGUAUUACGAAAAAGAUUAGCAAAAAGGUAAAUAAAAAUGAUUCUAUUUUGCGGCAAGUAUCGUUGAAAGAAUCGUUUUUAAAUCAGUCAAAAAUAAAACGGUUACGUCCUCGUCGAAAUAUUAAGAAUUACCAGGAUGAUGAUUCAUUAGUAAACAAACAUCUGUCGCCCAAAAAACGCUCUAGUAUUGUGUUACUAAAGGAAUUAAAAACAAUGCCAAUUUAUAAAUAUGUCUCACCUGAAACUUCUGUCAAAAAUGCAAGUGAAAUUUAUGAAUUCAAAUUUGAUAGUAAUGAUUCUAAAGAAAGGUUACCAAAGAAAAGGAAGAAAAAGCGUACUGUUGCUAAGAAAACGGUUACGCGUAAAAAGAAAAAUAUUCCUGAAACACGCAAUACACAAAAAGGUGAAGUUAAAGAAAAAUUAACAAAUGUGGAAUCCGAAGUAAUUCACGAGAAAGAUGAACCUUUAAAAGAACAAAUUUGUGUAAAACCUUUGAUUAAAAAUCCAGUCAAAGAUGAUUCUGAUAAAUGUGUAAAAAAUAAUGUAGCAUUGAAUAAAGAACUAACAAAUACCAAUGCAGAAAAAACUACAAGUAAUGAAAUUAUGAGGCCAACAAUUAAAUCAAUAGAAUGUUUGCCUAAUAGAAAUAUUACGUUAAUGGAUAAUUCACAAAUAUCAAAGUCAGAUGAGUUUAAGCCAUUUAGACCAACAAAUAUUUUUAACAAUAAAUUCCUGGUACAACAUAAAAAUAUGUUAAAUAAUUCGCUAUUCGAUAAAUCUUUAUCGCCGAUUAUAAAAUCAUCCGAAAAUUUCGAUCUAAAUAGCCCCUGGAGAGCACCCCCUUCGUUAUUUACAUUUUCUCAAGUGAAAAAUGUAUUUCAAAGUACACCACAAAACAAUAAAUAUGAAAUUUAUGGGAAUAGAUUAUCACGUGCAAUAAAUAACGAAUCUAAAAGUUGUGAAAAUAUUACAACAGCAAAAGAUAGUUUACUCAAAAAUGACGAAAAUGUAAGCAUGGAAGGAUAUGUAAAUACUAACAAUAUCAAAAGAAAACAUCCUUUGAUUUCAAGAAAAUUUGGUACAGAAAUCACAAAUGUAGAUCACUCUGUACAAUCUCCUUUGGGAGACGAAAUAAACGAACGAGUAAUAAGUGACGUUGAAAAUAUACAACCAAGUGUUCCAUCAAUCAAUGUGAUUAAUACGAGUAAUACUUUCAAGUCCAAUGAUACUGAAGAUAAAGAAAAUUCGGUGUUAAAUUAUCAAAGCCCCAAAAAAGUUCUUAAGAAGACAAGGAAGAAGAAGACUAUAAGUCCUCAAAAAAUUCGGAGCGCGGAAAACUAUGAACAAAAAGAAAAUUUAGAUCCUCAACCUGGGCCAUCAGGCUUGCAAAAAAAUGUACCUUUUAGCGAACAAAGGAUAUUAAAACAGUCAAAUUUAAAUAACUUUUUAAACGUAAUGGAAAAACCACAACAAAUUGCAAUUGAAACACCUCACGGAAUUUUUAACGAUGCACCUUCGACGCCAAUUAGUAGGAAAUCGAUAAGGAAACAUAAUAAACUUAAUAUGGAUUUAAAAAAUGCAUUUGGUUUUAACGACGAUAAUUUUAAUCAAGACAUAUCUUUCACUGAACAUGACAACGAAAAUGCGAAAGAUAUAGAAAAACGCGACGUAAAACCAUUCCAAAAAAAAACGAUUAAAGACAUACAAAAUCAUUUUUUACCGAAACAAUCAAGGAAAAUUGUGAGAAAUAAAGAAAAUGUAGAGAAUAAAGAAACAGAAUUAAGAAAAUCACCUGCAAAAGUGAAACAAAAUCACAUUCCAAUAGAUACUACUAACUUCUCGGAUACAUUCGAUGUUUUGUCUGAGUUAGAUGAAACUUCAACACAGAAUAAAUCUGAUGUUCCACUGUUUAUGGAUUUGGAGCCAUCUCAUUUUACACAGCCUCCAAAACAUUCGUAUAAACGGAAACGUAACGUGAAAUUCAGUUUUUCGGAUGAAAGUGACGAAGGAGAAGACGAAAAUUUGGAGAAACAUGAAGUAAAACGAAAAAGAGCUAAUAAUAUGAAAGAAAAGGAUAAUAAAAAUGUAAUCAAAUGGAUCGAGGACAUUAACAGAACAUUUGCAGAAGUAGAUGAGCAUGAGCUUGUAGUCGAAUGAAUUUUCAACUAUAACUUUUUCAAGAUAUAUUGCAAAUAAUAUUUCUACCGAUAGUGUAAGUUUAUAUUCUUUUAUUAUAUUUUAUAGUAGUAAUCUUUAAUAUUUUUAGUUAUAUAUCAGCACUUCAUUUAGAUACGUGUACAUAUAUUUUUUUUUUUUUUUUUGUCAAUAUAUAAAUUUAUAAACAAAUUAGCUUUAUAUUCUUUGACUAUGUCCAAAAGCAUUUAAAGUUUUACUCGCAUAAUUUAUUAUAGAUGUAAAGUGAUAACUUAAUGAUAUUUGUUAUAAGUAACUUUUACAUAACUAUUUUUGUAUAAUUAUUAGAUUCCUACAAAAAAAAGGAAAUAAAAUACGUAUAUAUAAAUAAGAAAUUAAUACAAAAUAAAACUUUAUCAAUUAUGGA